CUGUAAUCAAAGUUUUCUGUCGUCUUGGCGUUUCAACAAGUACAAUUUGCUACUAGAAUUCUGUCAAUCGAAGGCAAUGGGAUCCAAAAUAGUUUCGGACGCCAACGCUUUUGUUAAAUUUCUGAAGUUAUGCCAAGAUGAAAGUAAAGACAACUGCACGUAUAUGGAUGACGUUUCAGUGCUGCUUGUGAAGAAGGAACAGCUUUUGCACGACAUAAUCGGUGAAAAAAAUCAGCCCAUCUUCAUCUGCGAGAAAGCACAAACCAAGUAUGAACCCGAAGCUACAGAAACGUCAGCAGACACCAGUGAUGUUGAAGACGUUCUCUUUAAAGUGGAGCAGGAUCCGGGGCCACAGCCUCUCUCCAUCAUGAAAGCAAGACAACUGUUGUCAUGGUACACCAUGGCUCAUAACCCCAACAUGAGCCGACUGAAAGCCCCAGAGAAUCUGCACCCUCUCUGGGUUCGUUGUGACAAGUCGGACCCAUGUGCCACUGCCUGGCUUGGAGUAGAAAUCACCUACAGUGGGAACAAAACCAGUGGUGUCAAAUUGUACACGGUCUGCUGCAAAGGUCCAACAGGAGAUGAAACUGCGUUCACCACUUUGGAUGAGCUUAAGCAAGAGCAUCAGAACAGACACCAUACUUCUGCAGUAUCAACCAAAGGCUAUGCACAGUACAACCUGUUUUGCUCUUUAACAGAGGAGAGCUUGAUGUUUGAGUCUCAGAGCAGUGUAAUCGCAAGCCUCACAUGGAACCAUGUGGAGAAAAUGUUGGAGUGUCCACCAUUGUCUUCUAAAGCAACUCUGAAUAUCAAAGUUGCAGUUGGAGACAUAAGAAGUCCAUUGUAUCAGACCUACAGAGAGAUGGAGUUCCUCCUGGCUCUGGCAGGCGGUUUGCGAACAGGAGAAAUCGAAUGGUUGGAACCAGUGGAGACUCAAUCUGCAGUGGACCUGACCAGAGCACUGAUAGAGGAGCUUGAGAACCUUGCGCAUGGAGUGCCAGGACAUUCUGCCAAAGCUUCUGAGAAGCAGAAAGCUAAACCAGAUGCUGCCUUUAGUUCAAUGGUAAUUGAGAGAGGAGACCUUGACUUUACAGAACAACUGUGGGAGAAGAUGAGAAAGAGUGUAACUUCGUAUCAAGACAUAACAGAAUGCAUGAAAAUUGUUGUCAAAGCAGUGAAACUUGGCAAAAUCAAACCAUGGAUUCAUAAAGACAGCAAUAGCACUCUCAGCAAGUUGAUCCUGCAGUCGUACCAGCAGCAGAUUGACAGCGUUCCUCUCACUGGUCUCGCACCCGCUAAUAUGCUGCUAGAAUUGGGCCUGGACAAGAUCAGGAAAGACUUCAUCAACUACCUUGUUGGGAAGGAACUUACAACUCUCAACUAUUUGAGUUACUACUUAGACACUGAGGUGGAUCUGCAGGAGCAGGUGGUUAGAGUGAGAAAACUGCACCACCUGCUGGAGAUCCUGGGCACCUGCAGCACUUUCCUCAGUCUUCCUCACGAGCGCCUUUUCCUUUUCACUCAGUCCUGUUUGCAGUACUAUAAAACAUCCAACUAUGAUGAGGACCACAUCUUCCAGUUGCAAAUUAAACCGGCGCUCAUUAGCUACUUUUAUGAGAAAGAGCAGCCGUUCUCUUGGGCCGUGGAGGUGUCUAGUGGACAGGGGUCAAAGGAAGUCAAGACAUCAUUGUACCUCAGUGACAAACCCCUAGUAGACCACAUUCAUUUGGACUUAGAUGUAUCCUUAAAUGAGUCUGUAAAUGGAGAUAGUGAGAAGAUGUUUUACUACAGGACCAUGGUGAGCUGUAGUCUCAUCAACUUCAUUUAACAAAGAUGGAGACUUUCACAGAUGGACACUCCUUUCAACAUUGUAUUCCAGAAUUUUCAUUUUCUGUGCUAUUUAACUGGCUUGUUUAAUUCUGUUAAUUGUGCUAUGCUUAAUACAUUUAUAAAAGAGUCACAUUGUCUGACAAUAAACAUUUCCAACACCUGA
Messenger RNA from Danio rerio (zebrafish), 1993 nucleotides. It is a transcript of the gene zwilch, whose product is annotated as zwilch kinetochore protein. The record is from RefSeq and is marked validated. NCBI's taxonomy places the organism in Eukaryota, Metazoa, Chordata, Actinopteri, Cypriniformes, Danionidae. Gene Ontology annotation, cellular component: RZZ complex.